Molecule: messenger RNA, 6256 nt
Organism: Theobroma umbraticum
Lineage: Eukaryota; Viridiplantae; Streptophyta; Magnoliopsida; Malvales; Malvaceae
Source: RefSeq, a predicted model, not a curated record
UGUAUUGAGUCAUUCGUUGAGGUUUAUUGACAGGUUCAUCAGUCCCCUUUGCUUUUGUAUUAUGGGUCAUGAGAGAGCUGCCAGCCCCACCCACAGUUAGUAGGCAAGUACAGUCAAGAACAAUAACUUUUAUCAGUUAUGGGGCAGCAGGAAUGCAGCAUCAUCAAUACUGGGCUACCGCUACAAGUUCAAAGAAUCAGGUGUCGAGAGCAAGUCCAAUUUAAUGACUCAGGAAUUGGUGCAUUACAAAUUCGAAUAACCAUGGUUCGACAUCAGAUGAUUGUAUAUAGGUGCUAUAGAACUGGUAUAGGAGUAAAAGAGACCUGCUUGUAGGAUCUCUGAUUCUUAAGCAUUAUUUUGUAAAUACAUCCUGAGGUUUUGGCAGAGGCAGUUAUGUUGAGAAACUCCAAUGAAAUAAUUAAGCAAGAAAUGUUAAGAAAGUAGAACAGACGGGGCCCCCAUCGUUUGUUUUUAGAUAAUGGAGCAAGAAGCUACUUAAAGUUCAGUUCAGCCUUUAACCCUCGGACAAGUUACCCACUGUCCCCACCAACGUAAUUGAGCGGGAAGAAGAACAGCAAGCCUCCAAAAGAAAGGAUGAAAGAGAAGAACAGAAAAGUAGUUCUUCUUCUCCCUCCAAAUCCCAAAGCACCAAAAACAAUAAGAACAACUAGAAAAGGCAAAGGCUUCUUCAAGGCAUUUUCUUCCGUGAUUUGCUCUUUCAGAAUCUCUCUAUGGUAAAGCAAAAAAGAAACCAAACCCAAUCCACACUCUGAAAAAUUCUAUUCAAUUCCCUUGUAUUUUUAUACGCUAGUAUACCAAGAUGAUCAUCACUCUCCAUUGCUCCAAAACCACUCCACAACCAUGGCCAGUAUCAGCGGCACGAAGAAGCCGCCGCCUCCGCCAUUUGCAAGGUUGCGGUGGGGUCAAGAACGGAAGAAUGAAGAUUAUAACAUUCUUCCAUUUGAUGAAUCACCGAUCAUGAAGCUUCCCGAGAUUGAGGUUGCGGUUGAAUUUGUAAGUAAAACGGAGAAUCUCCCAAGAAUUGAAGGUGUUGUCGAAAAAGACAUAUUUCAUUGGCUUUCUUCUGUUUUUGGAUUUCAGAGAGGGAACGCAUUGAAUCAGAGGGAGCACUUAGUAUUGCUACUGGCCAGUAUUUAUACAAGGAAGAAGGAUCUUAGAGGUUAUGAUCAGGAUGUGGCAAUUACAAGGACCAUAGAGCAAUUGAAAGAUGAUAUUUUCAGCAAUUAUCAAUUAUGGUGUAACUAUAUGCAUCUUCCAUCACAUAUUAGGAAUCAUGAGGGGUACACGGAACAGCAGCUACAUGUCAUCCACAUUGCACUUUAUCUUCUUAUAUGGGGUGAAGCUUCAAAUAUUAGAUUCAUGCCUGAAUGCAUUUGCUACAUCUUCCAUAAAAUGGCAAAUGAUGUUCAUCAAGUUUUGUCUAGCAUCGACACAGAUCGAAAACCAGCUGACAACUUUUUAAGAACUGUUAUAACUCCUAUUUACCAUAUCCUCUCUGAGGAAGCUGAUAAAAAUAAAGAAGGCAGGGCAAGCCAUUCUCUAUGGAGCAACUAUGAUGAUCUAAAUGAGUGCUUUUGGUCUGAAAGGUGUUCUUCUGAGCUACAUAAGCAAAAAGAAGGGAUGCCAUUGCCACCUUCAGAUAAGAUUCUGAGCCAAUUUAUUGUUGGAAACCGAUGCAUUAUUAGUAGCAGGAAGCAGAAAAUUAAUUUUGUUGAGGUCCGAACAUUUUGGCAGCUUUAUAGAAGUUUCGAUCGAAUGUGGAUAUUCUUCAUAAUGGCUUUGCAGGCUAUGAUAAUUGUUGCAUGGACACAUUCUGGAUCUAAUUUUGCUAAUAAUGAAGAUGUCUUGAGAAGAGUGUUGAGCAUUUUCAUUACUUAUGCUAUUCUCAGUUUAUUGCGAGCUAUUCUGGACAUAGUUCUCAGUGUCCAUGCUUGGAGAAGCUCUGAAUUUACCCAACUACUGUGCUACUUUCUGAAAUUGGUCGUGGCAUCUUUCUGGGUGGUGGCUUUGCUGGUAGGAUAUUCCAAUUCUGUGCAGGAUCCAACAGGACUGAUGAAGUUUCUUAACCACUGGGCUGGGGAUUCGCACAAUCAGUCAUUGUAUAAUUAUCUUGUUGUACUUUAUUUGAUACCUGAUGUGCUGGCUAUUAUACUGUUCUUUCUUCCUCCUUUGCGGGAAAAAAUGGAGUUAUCAGAUUGGCCAAUAAUUAAUAUUGUUAUGUGGUGGGUUCAGCCAAAACUUUACGUUGGAAGAGGCAUGCAUGUAGGAACCUUUUCACUUCUAAAGUAUACAAUAUUUUGGAUAUUGGUGCUAAGUGUCAAGCUAGCAUUCAGUUACUAUGUGGAGAUAUUGCCACUUGUUCGACCAUCAAAGGCAAUCAUGAAGAUACAUGUAGAAGACUACCUGUUGCAUAAGUUUAUUUCCAAUGUAAAGCACAAUCUGGGAGUCAUUGUUGCAAUAUGGGCUCCAAUUGUCCUAGUCUAUUUCAUGGACGUUCAAAUAUGGUACACCAUAUUUUCUACCCUCUUGGGUGGAGCUCUAGGAGCCUUCCGACACUUGGGUGAGAUUCGAACAAUUGGGAUGUUGCAGUCCAGAUUUAAAUCUAUGCCUUCAGCUUUUGACCGCUGUUUUGUGUCACCAUCAGGACCUGUCGCAAAGACGAAAGACUGGCGUAAUUCAAAAGAACCAAAAAACAUGGCAAAGUUUUCUCAGAUGUGGAAUGAGUUCAUAUCUUCCAUGCGAAUGGAGGAUCUGAUUAGCAAUAGGGACAGAGAUUUGCUGCUUUUACCAUUUCCUUCAAGCGAUGAGUCUAUGGUUCAGUGGCCACUCUUCUUGCUAGCCAGUAAAAUUCCUGCUACCUUAAACAUGGCAAAAGAGUUUAAGGGGAAGGAUGAUUGUGAGUUAAAAAAGAUGAUUGGGAGUGAUAAAUAUAUCCGUUCAGCCAUACAAGAUUGUUAUUACACACUUGGGGAUCUUAUAUUCUGCCUUCUAGAAGAUGAAGAUGACAAGAAGUUUGUAGAGGAGAUCUAUGAUGCCAUUGCUGAAAGUUUAAGAAACAAAACUUUUUUGCAAAAUUUCAGAAUGAGUGGUAUGCCUUUGCUGGCUGUAAAGUUGGAGAAGUUCCUUAACAUCUUGAUGGCUGAUUGUACAGAUGAUAAAGAAUUCAAGGCUCAAAUAACCAUAGCCCUCCUGGAUAUCAUGGAGAGUAUCAUGCUUGAUGUUAUGAUUAAUAACACUCUCAGAGGAGAUCAGAAACGCGAUCAAGUAUCUCAGAUGUACAAUAAAAAGCAGAGAUUUAGAAAGAUAAAUAUUAGUGAUAUAAAAGGCACAAUCUGGAGUGAGAAGGUAAAUAGGCUUCAUUUGCUUCUGACUGUCAAGGAAUCUGCCACUAAUGUGCCUCUGAAUUCUGAGGCUCGUCGCCGAAUCACUUUCUUUGCAAACUCCUUGUUUAUGAACAUGCGAAUUGCACCAAAAGUUAGUAACAUGCGUUCCUUCAGUGUUUUGACUCCACAUUACAAAGAAGAUGUUCUUUACUCUGAUAAAGAACUGAAGAAAGAAAAUGAGGAUGGGAUAUCAAUUUUGUUUUACCUGAAGACGAUAUAUCCAGAUGAAUGGACCAAUUUCCUGGAGCGUAUGAAUUGCGAACCUGAUGAGGAGGAUGUUCGUAAGUGGGUGAGUUACAGAGGGCAGACACUCUCUAGAUCAGUGCGAGGGAUGAUGUACUACAAGAAGGCUCUAGAACUUCAGUGCUCCCUGGAAUACUCUAAUUCUAAUUUGAGCGAGGAGGAUGGUAUUCGAAAGCAAGCACUACCUGAUUUGAAGUUCACCUAUGUCGUUUCUUGUCAGAUAUAUGGAACUCUCAAAAAUUCAAAUGAUUCUCGUCAAAAGGAUAUUCUAAAUCUCAUGCUAUUGUACCCAUCACUGCGUGUUGCUUACAUUGAUGAAGUAGAUGAGCCUGUGAAGGAAAAAACUGGGGGAAAAACUCAGAAAGUUUAUUCCUCUGUUCUUCUCAAGGGUGAUACGAUGAAUAGCUGUGAAAGAGAAAUAUACCGUAUAAAGCUUCCUGGUCCUCCAACAAAAAUUGGUGAAGGGAAACCUGAAAAUCAAAAUCAUGCCAUUAUAUUUACUCGUGGAGAGGCCUUGCAAACUAUAGAUAUGAACCAGGACAAUUACUUUGAAGAGGCUUUUAAAAUGAGAAAUGUAUUGGAAGAGUUCCCACAUUCCCAUGGUGCACAAAAACCUACAAUAUUAGGUUUAAGGGAGCAUGUAUUUACGGGAAGUGUUUCAUCACUUGCUUGGUUUAUGUCCAAUCAAGAGACCAGCUUUGUGACUAUUGGCCAACGCUUUUUGGCAAGUCCUCUUAGGGUGCGAUUCCAUUAUGGUCAUCCUGAUAUAUUUGACAGAAUCUUCCACAUAACAAGGGGUGGCAUCAGCAAAGCCUCAAAAACUAUUAACUUAAGUGAGGACAUUUUUGCAGGGUUCAAUUCAACUCUUCGUCGGGGAUAUGUAACACACCAUGAUUAUAUCCAAGUUGGAAAAGGGCGUGAUGUGGGGAUGAAUCAGAUAUCACUUUUUGAGGCCAAAGUUGCAAAUGGAAAUGGGGAACAAACACUUAGUCGUGAUGUGCACCGUCUUGGAUGUCGGUUUGACUUCUUCAGAAUGCUAUCAUUCUACUGUACAACAGUUGGCUUCUAUUUUAACAGCAUGGUUACCAUCCUUAUUGUAUAUGUAUUCCUUUAUGGGCGUUUGUACAUGGUUAUGACUGGGCUGGAAAGAGAGAUACUAGAGAAUCCAAGCACAAAACAGAACAAGGCCCUAGAAGCAGCUUUAGUUACACAGUCUUUCAUUCAGAUGGGCAUGUUACUGGUACUGCCCAUGUUAAUGGAGAUUGGCUUGGAGAAAGGGUUCCGCACUGCUUUGGGUAAUUUUAUCAUUAUGCAGCUGCAGCUAUCUUCUGUAUUCUUUACAUUCCAGCUUGGAACAAAGGCACAUUAUUUUGGGAGAACAAUUUUGCAUGGAGGUUCGAAAUAUCGAGCUACUGGGCGUGGUUUUGUUGUUGUACAUGCUACGUUUGCUGAUAACUACAGGCUGUACUCGCGAAGUCACUUUGUAAAAGCAUUGGAACUGGGUCUUCUGCUUGUCAUAUAUGAAGUUUAUGGGGAAUCAUAUCGCAGUUCAAGUCUCUAUUUGUUCAUCACUUUCUCAAUGUGGUUUCUGGUUGGAUCCUGGUUAUUUGCUCCCUUUAUAUUUAAUCCAUCGGGUUUUGAAUGGCAAAAAACUGUAGAUGAUUGGACAGAUUGGAAGCGGUGGAUGGGGAUUCGUGGUGGGGUCGGAAUCCAGCCUGAGAAAAGUUGGGAGUCAUGGUGGGAUGGAGAACAAGAGCACCUUAGAUACACAAGUAUCAGGGGAAGGCUGCUUGAGAUUCUUCUUGCACUACGCUUUUUCAUCUACCAGUAUGGAAUAGUCUACCACCUUGAUAUAGCCCAUCACAGCAGGAGUUUUCUGGUUUAUGGACUCUCUUGGUGUGCUGUUUUAGUAAUACUUAUAGUCCCAAAGAUGGUAUCAGUGCGUAGACUGCAGAUGUUUCAUAUGGACCUCCAGCUAGCACUCAGAAUGCUCAAAGGGUUUCUUUUCCUUUUCUUCUUGGCAAUAAUAAUCCUCUUAUUCAAACUAUGCGGCCUCACAGUAUCAGAUUUAUUUGCAUCUAUCCUUGCCUUCAUGCCCACAGGAUGGGCCUUUAUUCUCAUUGGGCAAGCAUGCAGACCUUUGCUGUAUAAGCUAAUCUGGGAUGCAGUAAAGGAGCUAGCCAGAGCAUACGACUACAUAACGGGAUUGCUGCUCUUCACGCCCAUUGCCUUUUUAUCAUGGCUUCCAUCGGUAUCCGAAUUCCAAACACGCAUUCUCUUUAAUCAAGCAUUCAGCAGAGGCCUCCAUAUAUCUAUGAUUCUGGCUGGAAAGAAAGAUAGACCCUCAUCUAAUUGAUUUAUCUGGCAUCUGGUUUUUUGUUAGGACCUAUUAAGUUUCAGUGUGAUUAUUUUUGUGAUAUGCUUUUGGAGAACACACAAGCUGUGACUUUGGUGGUGUCUCCAUCUACAAUCCUUCAGCUUUUUUGUUGUCCCAGAUUGAUGUUUGCCGUCAUGGUUUCUGUGAAAAUUAACUCGGAUCUUUGAUUCUUGUUUUUAUUUAGAAUAAUCCAAUUAGUACUUAUCAAAGUAUUUAGUAUUUACCAAUCUUC